This is a messenger RNA of Patella vulgata (common limpet), 969 nucleotides long. RefSeq names its product alpha-N-acetylgalactosaminidase. Lineage: Eukaryota; Metazoa; Mollusca; Gastropoda; Patellidae. Bases 1 to 969 code for a protein of 322 amino acids. The record is from RefSeq and is a predicted model, not a curated record. Gene Ontology annotation, molecular function: alpha-galactosidase activity. Gene Ontology annotation, biological process: oligosaccharide metabolic process; glycoside catabolic process; glycosylceramide catabolic process. The transcript has 8 exons. Gene Ontology annotation, cellular component: cytoplasm.
AUGUCUUACAAAAAGGAAUUUCUUACAUUAACCACAUUUUUUGUGUUUGGAUUCGUCCACGUUGAUGCUGUAAAUAAUGGCUUGGCUUUAACACCACCAAUGGGUUGGUUGACAUGGGAGAGGUUCAGGUGUAAUACUGAUUGUACAAAUGACCCGGAUAAUUGCAUUAGUGAGAACUUGAUCAAAGCGAUGGCAGAUCAUAUAGUAGCUGAUGGAUAUAAAGAUGUCGGUUAUGAAUAUGUUUGCAUUGAUGAUUGUUGGCCCACGAAAGCACGUGGUCCAGAUGGACGACUUAUUCCAGAUCCAGACAGAUUUCCCAGUGGAAUGAAGGCUUUAGCUGAUUAUGUUCAUGGCAAAGGUCUAAAACUAGGAAUUUAUGAAGAUUUCGGACAUUCGACAUGUGGAGGUUAUCCAGGCAGUGAAUUCUAUUUGAAGACAGAUGCGCAGACUUUUGCUGAUUGGGGAAUUGAUCUAUUAAAGUUUGAUACUUGCAAUUCUGACCAUGUGGACUUUGCAUAUGGAUUUCCCGCCAUGGAAUUUUUUUUAAACCAAACCGGAAGACCAAUUCUAUUCUCCUGUGAAUGGCCACACGGAGAAGGCUCGAGCAACUUUUCUGCCAUUCGAGAUACUUGUAAUAUAUGGAGAACAGGAGCAGACGUUCAAGAUUCCUGGGACAGUGUCUUUGGAAUUAUAGAUUUUUAUGCAAACAACAAAGAUAAUUUCAGCUACUACUCCGGUCCGGGUGGAUGGGCAGAUCCAGAUAUGCUGGUAGUAGGUGAUUUUGGAUUGAGUUAUGAACAAGAGAGAACACAGUUUGGAAUGUGGGCCAUGUUUGCUUCACCUCUUCUGAUGUCUGUUGACCUUCGAAAUAUUAGAAACGAAUCAAAAGCAUUGUUACAAAAUAAAAAUAUCCUAGCUAUCAAUCAAGAUCCAAUGGGAAGACAAGCUACACUUAGAAUGAAGACUUGA